AUGGACGAAUAUGACGAACUAUUCGAGGUCGAGGAUGACUUCGAGGACCAGUUCGCCGACGAGCUGGAGGUUCUGGCCGAAAUGGAGGGUGAGAGGAGAUCCGAACAUGGUUCCGAAUCUGCUUCUGUAGAGAGUAGACUUAAAAAGAAACUCAGUCUGAGAUUAAAUAUUCUUUCACACAAUAGUUUCACCAAAGUUUCUCUCUUAGACCCUCGUCAUUAUUUAAAGCUGCUGUAAGGGAUUUUAGCGGAUAAACAAACAGACUCAGAUUUACUUUAUUAAUAUUACUGCGACUUUAGGACCCACAACAGCAAACAAGACAGAAAAGAUCUCUGUUUUUUCAUCUUAGACCCUGCUGUGAGCUGUGAACCUUAAAAUGAUCAUUUUAACUUUGACAGGAUGUUACAGAGAGUAGGAGAAUGUUUCAUCAGGAUUAACUAAAUAGACAUGUACAGGUUAGACUAAAGAUAUUUCUUCAAUUGUGGCUUUUUUUAUUUGCAUCCUUUUAUUUUCGUUGUAAGUAACUUUUUUUUCCAUCGCCCCUUUUUUUUUUUUUUUUUUGUUAGCAGCGGGCUUCUGUUUCAUUUUUUUUUGCAUCGGUAACUUCCCCCGUGACUUCUUUUUUUAUACAUUCUUUUUUAGUUGCAGCAGUGGCCACCGUACAAAACGAUUACAAAUACAGAAAAACAUGGAUGUUUAAAGAGUGGGCUGUGUUUAUGUACAGCCUACAUUUCUAUUAACAACAGUAAUAGAAUUUUCAGUUGUUAGUUUCUGUGUCGAUUUGUACAAACGUUCGGACAUGAUUGUAGACAUUCACUAUUUCAGUGUGGUGUAUGUGUCAUCUCAGGCGUCUCUGUGUUGUUGUGUAUUCUUGGAUGAAUCAGAUUUUGUCUUUAUAAGUAAAAAGAGUUUGUAAGAUUGUAGUAGAAAACUCGACCCUGAGAACCUGGAUGAUUUUCGGCACAUUUUUUCAGAUAAAGAUGAUCAAGCUAUCAAAAAUGUUGUCACUUUUUUAAUUUAAAGUAACUGAAUUUUACUUUAUCACUCACUACAUGUGCUUAUCUUUGUGUGAAUGGAUCAGAAAAAAACACAAAGGUAGGAAAAGGCCAGCAGCAGCAGGACACCUCUGACAUCGAGCAUCUCCUGGACGAUCAGCCGCUCAGUAAGUCGACCGUCAGACCCUGAGGUUGUUGUUGUUGUUUUCCUUGUUUCCGUGUUUUUGCUUCCUCAUUGUGACUUUUCUUCCUCGCAGCCCCAAAGGCGAAGCGGCAGAAGCAGGAUGUGGGAGUGGUCAAACGUCUUUUUAACGCAGCUAAAGAGAGCAAAGGCUUGUCAAAGGGAUGUGACAUCACACCGCCAUCCUCUCCAGAGCAAUAUGAACCCUCUGACGCCAUCAGGUACAGGAAAUGCAUUUUGAGUAUGUAAAAGAGGACGCAGUUGAUGUUAAAGGGAUAUUCCUGCGUAAAAUUAACUCAUGGUCAAACACAGCUUCACAAACACAGCUUUCAGCUUUUCUUAGUUUUGUAGCUGCUGCAUCAUGGGAAUGUUUCCUGCCACAAGAAUCCCAGUGUGACGUUUUCAUCUCAUCACCAAAUGUUUCAGACAUCAGCAAACAAACUAAUAUUUAGUUCUUAGUGAGACCGAGUGCAUCAUAAAAAAUAACAGAUAAACUCUUAUUAAAUAUUAAACCACGUUUUUGUCUUACUUUGGUGAACUUUGACUAUAUUCUGGAUCCUUGUUUUCUCAUGUUGUAUUGAUCCCUGAGGUGACAUUCAGGUUUUACUCUCUGCUGUUGAAACUUGCUGCACAAACACAGGCUGAAAUACACACAUGCACCUACAGGAUCCUCUGGAUAUGCGCUCAUGCAUUAUAGAUAAGGACUAAAACCGUGAGACUAUUCUAACUGGAUGAGAACGGCUUAUUUCUAAAUCGUGUCCCUGAAAAUCUUUCUAGGUCUGCCUCAGCCCUCCUGGAUCUCAGCGGCUUGGCUACCAUCCCAGAUACUCCUGCCCGACCUCCCACGGCGGCUCCGGCGUCCCUGCAUGUGCUGAAGCGUCCUCCUUUAGAGGGAGAGUUCAUCACCGUGACGGACUCUUCAGGGAGUCGGGUCUACCUCAGACAGAAAGAAGAGUCGGAGUCAAAGGUUAAACUCCCGACACUUAUUCAUCCGCAACGACCACUUUAAGAUCGCACAGUUUUAUUUUCUUACAUUGAUCUGCGUGUGUGUGUGUGUGUGUGUGUGUGUGUGUGUGUGUGUGUCCAGGUGGUGGAAUCCAGGAUGGUACCAAACUCCCAGGGUUCUCUGGGGCUGCUGGCCGUUCCUGUCGGCGUGCUGAGAGAACAGGAGGCUGACAGGGUGAGUGAUCAUCCGUCUGCUGCUGUUUGUGUUGAAUCUGCCAAGUUCAGCACGUUACCACACAAUAACCACGUUUUCAUGUUUCAAGGCUAGACACACACGCUGGACUGGACAGUGUUAUUAAAAUAUUAAGUGACGUUACAUCCGUGUCUUAACUUUCCUGGAGUUCAGCAUGGAAGACCUUGAGGUGUCUUUUUGGAUUCAUGUUUUUUUCCCCGGUUAUUUUACGGUCACAUUUCUCCCUUCUUCUUUUUCCACGACACAUCCUGUUUUGUUUUCCACUUGUUGAAGUGUGUCCAGAUAUCAUUUCUUAUUUUUGUCCCCGACUCACCCAAAAACGUCUUUGCCCACCGCAUCUAAAAAUACCGCGGGUUGGGGAAUUGAGGAUUUGACAGAUAUGGUGGUCAGAUAUAAUCUGGUUUGAUCGAGCAGCUGAAGAGGAAGAGGACAUGUGGAGGGAAAAAUGAGGAAAGAUCUGCAGGAAAGUGCUCGUAGAUGACUCGACCACCAGGACAAGAUCAGCAGAGAAAGACGUGUUUCCUCUUUGUGCACAGAGGGUCCCAGAAUCCACCAAGAGGUAAAAUGUCCUCUCUUUUUUUCUGUGCAGCGUCAUCAGCAGGUGAUCGAAGAGUCCCAGCGUCUGACUGACCUGCUGACGGGGUAACUCUGCGUCCGUCACAUCGGUAAAUUACAAACGUGGUCACAUCGAGUUUGAAACGCUCUUUUCUGAUUCGUUUGACCCUCCAGGAGUGUGAAUGACGUCUUCGCUGAACCCGAGAGCCGAGGGGAAGACGAGAAUGAGGACACAGAGGGAGGAGCCUGUCGCCUGUGGGUGGAGCAGUUCUCGCCUCGCCACUACACCGAGCUGCUGAGUGAUGAUGUCAGUCGUGGUCAGAGUUAACCCUUCGUAAGAGUCCAAGUUUGGUGUCAUGAUGACAACUCUGUGCAUGUCUGCUUUCUUUGUUGUUGUAGUUCACCAACCGCUGUCUGCUCAAGUGGUUGAAACUUUGGGACACUGUCGUGUUUGGGAUCGAGAGGAAGUCCCGCCCUGCUCGCCCUGACAGACAGGCUCCGACUCAGAACAAACCCAAUCAGAAUCAGAACCGCUUCAAGAGCAAAGUGGAGAUGACGGAGGAGCUGCUGGAGGCCGAGCUGGACCAGUACAAACGGCCCAGAUUCAAGGUGAACACUGAGAAGACCUCCAGCCUGUUUCAGCCUCUUCACUCUUACAUGAACUUGAACAUGUUCUGGUCUCUCUGUAGGCGGCGCUGUUGUCCGGUCCUCCUGGAUUAGGGAAAACCACCCUGGCUCAUGUCAUAGCAAAGCAUGCUGGGUACAAUGUGGUGGAAAUCAAUGCCAGGUUAGACCUAAAACUGAGAAUGAACCCAGAAACUUUAAUAAACGGUCAAAGUCUGGUGUGUGAUAACAACCCUGUCACGUCUCUGCAGCGAUGACCGCAGUGCGGAGGUUUUCCAGAAACGCAUCGACACGGCCACGCAGAUGAAGUCGGUUUUAGGAGCCAAUGAGAAGCCGAACUGCCUCAUUAUUGAUGAAAUCGAUGGAGCGCCAGCAGUACGUACCGAACCCUGAACCCUGAACCCUGAACCCUGAACAUGUCUGAGUCUGUGACCUGAACUUUAAAAUCCAAAUCUGUGAAAAAAGUGAGUUUGAUUCUGUUCAGAAGCUGCAGACAAACUCCUGUGGGAGAUGAUGUCAGCUGAAUGUUGGCGUGGAUAUGACACGUCUCAGGUCUGAUCAGUACUGAGCAUGUGCAGAUCAGAGUUCAGUUGGAUGGUUUCGGGUCGGAACAAAUGUUUCUCUUCACAAACUAAAAGUCUUUUCAGUUUUUCUUUGGUUCUGAUUUCUUCUUCGUUGGUGUUUGACAGGCUGCCAUCAACAUUCUGUUAGCGACUCUAAACAGGAAGGACGGACAUGGCGGUGAGGUGGGCACAGAACCAACAAAGCAACAGAAGAAGAAGAAGAAAGAGUCCAUCCUGCUUCGACCCAUCAUCUGCAUCUGUAACGACCUGUGAGAGAGAGAGAGAGAGAGAGAGAGAGAGAGAGAGAGAGAGAGAGAGAGAGAGAGAGAGAGAGAGAGAGAGAGAGAGAGAGAGAGAGAGAGAGAGAGAGAGAGAGAGAGAGAGAGAGAGAGAGAGAGAGAGAGAGAGAGAGAGAGAGAGAGAGAGACAGAGAGAGAGACAGAGAGAGAGAGACGCUCUCAUGUGGAAAUGUUCAAACACGCUGAAGCUCGACUGAAGACCCUCUGUAUCUUCUCAGGUAUGUUCCAGCUCUCAGACCGCUCAGGCAGCAGGCCUUCCUCCUGACCUUCCCCCAGACUCAACCUUCUCGCCUGGCACAGAGACUCGCAGAGGUUCGUAUGCUCACAUUCACACCAAACAGACGGGAAGGAAUACAGUCUUGACAGAAGAACUGACAAGUUCCAUGAAGAUCUUUGUCUCAAUUUACAAAUCUGGGAGUGGAAAGAAAUUAAUAAAUUAAUAACCGACAGGAAGUGAGGUGAAUCCAGGUCAAACCUGAGCUUUUGUUUGCAGAUCUCACUGCGACAGGGGAUGAGGACAGACACGGGGACGCUGAUGUCUCUGUGUGAGAAGACAGACAACGACAUCAGGUCCUGUAUCAACACACUGCAGGUGAGGGAGUGAGGCCGUCUCUGUUAGAUAUACCAGCAGGUAACCUGGAGAGGUGGGAGUUAUUCAUGAGUAUAUUUGAUGUGUGCAGUUCCUCCACGGUCGGGGCCUGAAGAAAGUGGACACCAGGACCAUCCAGUGUGUCUCUGUGGGACAGAAGGACCAGAACAAAGGCUUGUUCCACCUGUGGCAGGAGAUCUUCCAGUUACAUCGGGUCAAACGGUACUUUGUGUCCGGCCAGAGCGUGUCAGAGAUUUAGUUCAGAGCCGAGUCUGUUUAGAUGUUCAGACUGUGGACAUGUAAAGAUGGACGGUGUGUCUCCACCUCCCUGACUGCAAAAGUGAAGCUCUGUAUAACUCAUUCUUCAGUCAGUCAGCAGGGGGAGCUCCAAACGCCCGGACUCGUGAACAGGAAGGUGAUGGUUCUUACUUGUUCUUGCAGGAAGCGUAUCGGCGAGGCGUUUGAGGAGGCUCCAGGUUCAGGAGGUGGAGCUCAGAGGUUUCAGCACCUCUUACAUUUAGCGUCCUCUAGUGGAGAAUACGAGAAGGUCUCUCAGGUAAUGAAAACAUCUCCCACAUGUACAAAGUAGAAGUAUGUGAACGGCGUCUUCACGAGUCUGUGCUGGUUUUAAUCCUCUGGAGACACACGUUACACGUGACAUGAACAUGUGUGUCUCUCCUCAGGGUCUGUAUGAAAACUACCUGUCCAUGCGUGUGAGGGAUCCAAACCUGGAGAGCGUGUGUGAGGCUCUGGAUUGGCUGAUGUUCUCAGACAGACUGAAUCAGGUGAUUCUGCACGGACAGAACUUCACCCUGAUGAGAUACCUGCCCUUCCUGUCCGUGACGUUUCAUUUCCUCUUCGCUCACACACACGUUCCCCGGAUCAGCUACCCCCACAGCCAACAAGAGGUACAGAGAUACACGAUGAAAACACAAACAAAAGGAGUAGAGAUGAGACAUGUUUCUUUACAGUUCAUCUUUAACCUCUGAGUCGUACAUGUUCCCUCUCCAGGCCACCUCCAAGAUCCUCACCAGCAGAAACGCUUUGUCCACCAUGUUAGCAGACAUCCCAGCAUGCAUCAGAACAAGGAUCAGCCAGCUCAGCUUGACCCUUGAUGUCCUCACCCUGCUCCUCGACAUCAUCUGUCCCAAACUACGGCCGGUAAGUUCAGCGUUCGUGUGGAGCUUCAGGAGGUCGUAAAUAUUAUAAACAAGAGGUUAAGAUGUUCGACGUAGAAACUCAGCGAGAGACUCAGAGGACCCGAACCUGCAGGGACCAGAACUGAGCCGAGUGGAGAAAGUCUUUACAGGUUUUAUUACCUCCACCGUUCAGCUGAGAGGGAAGCCCGGAUUCUGAUUGGGCCUUUUCAGGUCAGCUGACUCUAGAUGCAGCCUCUAAUUGGUUGACAGACCAAAACAGUGAAAGCAGUCUUCCAUGAGUACAGUUAGCGAACAACAGAACUGCAAUAAAACUCUUAAAAUGGAGACGAUACCAUGUGAUGAUGAUAAUGAUAAUAAAAAUGAUAAUGAUGAUAAACAUGAGAAUAACAAUAAUGAUGAUAAUAAUAAUGUUGAUAAUAACAAUGAUUAUAAUGAUAAUAAUAAUGAUGAGAAUGAUACGGUAAUAAUGACAAUGAUGAUAAUGAUAAAAUAAUGAUGAUAAUUAUUAUGACAAUAAUAUCAUACGGUAAUAAUGAAAAUUAUGAUAAUGAUAAAAUAAUAAUGAUGAUUAUAACAAUAAUGAUAAAAUAAUAAUAACAAUGAUUAUAAUAAUGAUAAAAAUAUUGAUAAUAAUAAUAAUAAUAGUAAUAAUACAUUUUAUAUGUAUAGUGCUUUUUACAGGAGCACUAUAAUGAUUAUAAUUAUGAUAAUAAUAAUGAUAAUGGUGACAAUUAUGAUAAUGAUGAAGUAAUAAUUAUAAUGGUAAUGAUAAUAAAAAUAGUUAUCAUGAUAAUAAUUGUUAUAAUAAUGAUAAUAAUAAUAAUAAUAAUAACCAUGAUAAUGAGUAUUAUAAUAAUGAUAAAAAUCAUGAUAAUGUUAACAAUAAUAAUAAUAAAUAUAAUGAUGAUAGUAGUAGUAGUAGUAGUUAAAACUGUUUCUGAUACUCUGAUCUCCUCUGUGGGAUACUGACACUCCAGGAUGUUGUAGAAACACCUGAAACACUCGUUUCUGACACAGCACUGUGAGCUCCAUGAUUACGGACUCACUUGUUGGUCCUGCUGGCUGCUUCUCCUCAACGUCACAAUGAUCCAGUUCUGAUCUGGAACUGGGUUUUGAUUCCCAGUCUGCUUCGUUCUUGGUCACAGAAGAUUUUUUUUGUCUCUUUCCAGCAAUGACACCUACGCUUAUUAGUGUCUUUUAGAAACAUACUGAGGACCCUUCUGCUCUCUGCUCGAGUUCUCAUGACAGGAUUCACUCUCCGGACUCAUGCCUCGUUUUUCUCCUUCCAGGUGAAUCCUCAGCUCUUCAGCAGCAGAGAGAAGGAGCAGAUGCGGGAGCUGAUAGACACCAUGCUGGCUUACAACCUCUCGUACAGGCAGGACCGCACGCCUGAGGGACAGUACACAUACCUGCUGGAGCCGUAAGUACACACUCAUGCACUGGGCUCGGACACAUGCAGAGCAGAUGUGUGUUUCUGGGGUGUUGAAGGUCACUGCUCUUGUCCAAACUGUGGUUCACCGCAUGGAGGCUUAGAGACUAAUCCCCUUAACACCAGGUGUGUGUGGGAUGCAUAAGUGUGUGUGUUUGAUGGUGAGGGAACAAACAGAGUACCAAGCCUCAGAUCCUGUCAGGUCGGGUGCUGGUGGAGUGAGAAACAGCUGAUCUUGAGGACUGAGAGACCUUAUCCAUCGUGAAGCUCUGUGCUUCGUGACCUCUGAGGACGGCAGAGACGGCGGCGUUGGUGAGAUGGGAUAACUGGCCAUCAUGCCGUCCCAGGCCGAUCAUCAGCCCAGCUCUCAGGGCGGCUCCUUCCUGCAGGCUCGCUGUGACGAGGUCCUGGUCACCAACGACUGGUGCCUCCCUCUGGUUUUAGCGUUGCUGCUUCUCCUCCUCAUCUACACCUUUCUCUACCUGCCCUCUCUGGCCCACCACAACACCACCCUCUGACACCUCAUGGAAACAGACUCAGAGCAGCGCCGUGGAUGUAACCCUUUGAUAUUUGAGGAGGCGGGUGCACCCACACCAAACGGGGCUAUUUGAUUGGACUGCUCCUUUUUUUUGGACGCUGUUGGUGAUUGGUCAGACCGUGGCAGAGAUUUUGGAGUUGCUUGGGAGAGACAGGUGGAGUAAGCAGUGGAGAAGAUGGAGAGGAAUUCACACUGAUGUUCCUGUUUAUGUCUAUGAAAUAUUUCAUUGUCUUAACUGAAGAAGACGCUUGGCCACGUUACCAUGACGAUGAGUUUAAAGAGGUUCAUUCCUCUGUAGACGGUUAGUCUGCUCUCUCAGCUCAGUUUGAUGAAGACGAGCGUACUCUUCCUCACUUGAGGCUUCACUUUAAUUCGUAACAUUGAGAGAGAAGCGGAGUCAUCGUAGAACCUCAUCCUCAUCACCAUCAUCAUUAUCGUCAUCACCAGCAUCAUCAUCACAUUCAUCAUCACUCAUCAUUAUCAUCACUGUUAUCUUCAUCAUCAUCACCACCGUCAUCAUCAUCCUCAUCACUGUCAUCACAAUCAUCCUCGUUAUCGUCACCCUCCUCUUCAUCAUUCUCAUUUGUCAUCUUCAUCAUCACCAUCAUCAUCACAAUCAUCCUCAUCCUCCUCUUCAUCAUUUCUUUUGUCAUUAUCAUCACACUCCUCAUCAUUAUCUUCAUCAUUAUCAUCACUGUCAUCAUCAUCAUUACCAUUACCCUCAUCCUCAUCACUGUCAUCUUCAUCCUCAUCAUCACCAUCAUCAUUGUCAUCACAAUCAUCCUCGUCACUAUCAUUAGCCUCAUCAUCAUCAUCACACUCAUCAUCAUUUUCAUCAUCAUCAUCCUCAUCAUCCUCAUCUUCCUCCUCAUCAUUCUCAUUUGUCAUCAUCACACUCAUGAUUAUUAUCCUCAUCAUCAUCAUCACCAUCAUCCUCAUCAUCCUCCUCACCCCCCUCCUUAUCAGUCAUUUAUCGUCAUCAUCACAUUCAUCAUCAUUAUCCUCGUCAUUAUCAUGAGCGUCAUCAUCAUUAUUAUUUUCUCAUAAUCAUCACUGUCAUCAUCAUCCUCACCAUCAUCUUCAUCAGUAAUGUCAUCCUUAUUCUCAUCAUUAUUCUCAUCAUCAUCAUCAUCAUGUCAGCUUCGCCGUCAUUCUCCUCCUCCUCCUUAAUUUUAACAGAUCGUUCAGAUGAGAACCUGACUUAGAUAGAUAGAUAGAUAGGUAGUUAGAUAGAUAGAUUGAUAGAUAGAUAGAUAGACUUUAUUGAUCCCAAACUGGGAAAUUCACUUUAUUUAUUUAUUUAUUUUUUUAAGAUAGAUAGCUGGUAAAAAUUUCUCACUCGCACUCAGAAACUGAUCUUAUUUUGACUUUUUUCAUGUUGUUCAGGCGUCGAGCGAGAGUUUACUGUCCCACACUGUGUGUGUGUGUGUGUGUGUGUGUGUGUGUGGUAGAAUGAUGGAGGUCAUCUGUAAGAGGAUUAAGGUUUUAUAGAGUGACAGAGUCGGGUUUAUUCUGAAAACAUAAACCACAGAAUCCAGACGUGAACCUUUUUGUCUUUUCUCUCAGGUUCUCGUCUCUCUCAUCUCUGUGCUGCCGCUGUUGUUGUCGUCUGUUUGUGUUCUUCUUACAGAUAUUUUCUUAUUUCUGUUUGUGCGCUCACAGGCGAGUGGAGGAGGUAGUGAGGUUUCCUGGCCUUCCUACGCGCCGUCAGCUGACGUAUCAGGCCAAACAAACGAUCAGCAGAGAGAUGGAGCAGGAGAAGAUGAGGAGAGCCGAGCAGAUGAUGCUGCAGAGAAACCCUGUAAGGAUGAGAGACACGUGUGAUAAGCAGCAGAUGGUGGUGGUGGUGGUGGGGUUUAUACAGGACAGUCUGCUGACAGUGGGGUCAGUCUGUGUCGAUGAUCGUCUGUUUUUAUAAUCCUCUGUUUCUGCAUGAAGAAGAGAGAGGGCGACAAAAAGAGUGAAGGGCCGAAACCCAGCAGGAACCACGAGCAGAGGCUGGAGAACAUCGUCAAACAGACCACGGUGGAGAGCAGGGUGAGGCAGAGAAACCGACUCACUGUCUGUCGUUUGAUUUCCUGUUAAAAAAAAGUCUCACAAUCAUUCCCAAGAAGCAACAGCUCGAUCCUGGAGCAGCACCUGGUGGUGGAGGAGGAGAGAUCCAGAAAACAUCUGUACUGUGUGAUGAUAACGAAGGGUUCAUCCAGUGUGGAGGAGGAGGAGGAGGAGGAGGAGGAGGAGGAGGAGGAGGAGGAGGAGGAGGAGGAGGAGGAGGAGGAGCUGAAAUUAGAAAUCAGAGGAUAUUACAAUUUUUCAGCUACUCCCCCUUCAUUUUGCUAUUUAUAUAGUCUACCAAAACAAGAGUGUCAACUAUUGAAAAGCAUAUUGACCAUGUUUUAUAUUGAUAUUGAGGGAAAUUAAUUUUAGAUUUAUAUUGUUAUCGUUUUAUCGCCCAGCUCUACUUUAGGAUGUUUGUUUUAUUUCAUAUCAGGGAAGAACUCUGGAGCUUUCAGGUCACCAACCCUAACCCUAAUACAGAGCUCUUCCUUCAAUUAUUAUUAUUAUUAUUAUUAUUACUACUGUGACUGAAUGACAAAGUGAAUAAACUCACUCACAGUCAGAGGGAGAGUUUGAUGAUGGACGCAGAAGUCCAGUUUGUUGAACUGAACUCAGUCGUUGUUCUGAGUUUGGAUGAAAACACAUGAAAUGAUCUAAUUAGUUCAGGGUCCAGCCUCCCAGAGCUGUGUGACGCCUGUGGGUGGCGCCAGAGAGGGCCAGCAGGCGUGUUUAAAUAGAGCAGAGAGAGAGAGAGAGAGAGAGAGAGAGAGAGAACCUCUGGAGGACAGAAACCAGGAUAAUGAGAAGCCACUGGGUUCGAGUCCCUGAUGGUGGAGCUGUUAAAUGAGGCUAAUGAGAGGUUCACUGUGUGUGUGUGUGUGUGUGUGUGUGUGUGUGUGUGUGUGUGUGUGUGUGUGUUGUAAUUGACCUCGUUCUGAAGGACGUCUCUAAACUCCAUGAUCACCCCCACGUUAACUCUCUCUCUGACUCUCUCUCUCUCUCUCCCUCUCUGUCUCUCUCUCUCUCUCUCUCUCUCUCUCUCUCUCUCUCUCUCUCUCUCUCUCUCUCUCUCUCUCUCUCUCUCUCUCUCUCUCUCUGUCUCUCUCUGUCUCUCUCUCUCUCUCUCUCUCUCUCUCUCUCUCUGUCUCUCUCUCUCUCUCUCUCUCUCUCUCUCUCUCUCUCUCUCUCUCCCUCUCUGUCUCUCUCUCUCUCUCUCUGUUUUUUUGAUCUGCAGCCCGAGGUGGACUUCUUCGGCCGAGCUGUCGCCCUCAAACCUCAGAGACCUCAGCCGUCCUCAGACUCAGGUACGCUCUGACAUCACUCAGCUGUCCCGAACCUUCACACGCCGUUAAGCGGAAAAAUGCUGCGAGGCACAUCUGGUCCAAACCCACAGCUGAGGCCGUAACUGACGCGUGUUAUGUAACCCCGCUAAUUCAGAUCUCCAGAGAGACGCUGCAGACUGAGAACGUUAGUGCCGCCUGAGUACCGUAGGAAACAUUCCUGUUAACAUCGGGCCUGAUGGGCAGGAUCCUGGGGAUCCUAAAAGACUGAUCUGGAUCAGUUUCCAAAGGCCCUGGAGUUCUCUUAGCUGUAAAAACCUCCUGACAGUCCCGGAUCACGUUUUGUGGAAACAAACGGGAUGUCUGUGUUGGGAUGCACCUCAGUCCUGGUCUAAAAAUAACACAUCUGCAUAAACAAUCGAGCAGAAAGGUUCUGGUCUGGAGCUCCGAUUGAACCCCCAUCCAUGAAUCUUUGAAGAAACACGGUGAGCGGACACUCCUGACCCCCUGAGAACUCCACCCUGCUCUAUAUUCCCAGGACAGACGAGCAGCUUAAGCGCUAAAAUCAAAGUGCACCCAUCGAAACGACCGACCUCUCUGAAAGCGCCGCAUUACUCAGAUUGAUCAGCGCUCCUCUAAUCGCGGCGCUAAUGCGGAGCUGCGGCUGUUUUGAGGUCAAACCAGGAGAAUAAAUCAACAGGCGGAGUCCUUUACUGUCAACUCUGAGCGCGUUUCUCUGAACCGUCAUCUGUCCUCCUGUUCGCUUUAAUCUGCUCAAAAAAACAAACCUGCAGUUUGGUGUUCUCGCCUUUCUGGACCCUGAACGUCAGUCUGGAACGCUCACCGGGUCUCUGAAUACGUGUGCGCCCUUCGUAUGCUGUGCUUCAUCUUGAUGGUUCCCCUGAAUAAACGCACAGAGGACCAUAUAUUUGUGUAAAUCUGAGUUUCUAGUUCCUGAUUGAAUCAGUUAAAGGAGUUUAUUCUCCCGAUUCAACCGAUGGAUAAGAAAUGUUGUGAUGUGACAUGAUAUUAUCAAAUUGAGAAACUACCUUGGCUGGAAUAAAUAGAAAAAAAACUAAAGUUGAUUCAAACCCUUCCAAAAUAAAAGCGAUUAGAGCAGGAAGUACGUAUUUUGGUCUACUGUGAAUAUAUUUUAUUUUUUGGGGCUUAGUUUUAUGUUUGUAAUGUUCGUAUAAUUUUUUUAUGAAUUCCUGUGUUCAACGAAGAGAAAAUACAAGACAUACAAAAAAUUCCCAUAAUGCUUUUCCUCUUUUCUCCACAGGUGAGAAAAAUGCCGAGCUUUGUAUGGGAACAGCUGUGGGCAACAGUGACGUUUGUUUCCGCUUCAACGAGGGGAUGUCCAACGCCGUCAGACGAAACAUUUACAUCCGAGACCUGCUGUAG
This is a messenger RNA of Xyrichtys novacula (pearly razorfish), 12873 nucleotides long. The record is from the annotation of a GenBank genome assembly. NCBI's taxonomy places the organism in Eukaryota, Metazoa, Chordata, Actinopteri, Labriformes, Labridae.